AUGUUAGAUAAGUGCUUGGGAGCACAGAGGGCAAGAAGAUUCCAGAGAGCUUUCAGGCAUUGCAAGAUUACCAUCCUCUGCCUCGUCCUCACCGUUGUUGUCCUGCGAGGCACCAUCGGCGCCGGCAAGUUCGGCACGCCGGAGCAAGAUUUCGUCGACAUUCGCAACCGCUUCUACUCCCGGAAGCUCCCCGACCCUCAUCGCCUUCUCGGGGAGCUUCAUUCUAAGAUGUCGUUUUCGUCUUCCUCUAAUUCCGAUACUUCCACUUCCGCUAACAAUUACAACGCCUUCGACAUUAACACCACAUUGGUCGGCGACGAAGAAGAAGAAGAAAGCAACCGCGAGAAACGAAACCCGAACGAGCCUUAUCGUCUUGGCCCCAGAAUCUCGGAUUGGGAUGAACAGAGAUCGAGGUGGCUUCGCGAAAACCCCAAUUUCUCGAAUUUCUUUCGACCCAACAAGCCUCGUGUGCUUUUGGUAACUGGUUCGUCACCGAAACCGUGUGAGAAUCCCGUCGGGGACCAUUACUUGUUGAAGUCUAUAAAGAACAAGAUUGAUUAUUGUCGUUUGCAUGGUAUUGAGGUGUUUUACAACAUGGCCCUUCUCGAUGCUGAAAUGGCUGGGUUUUGGGCCAAGCUUCCUUUGAUUAGGAAACUUCUUCUGUCUCACCCUGAGGUAGAGUUCUUGUGGUGGAUGGAUAGUGAUGCCAUGUUCACGGACAUGGGGUUUGAAGUGCCGUGGGAGAGGUAUAAAGAGUAUAAUUUGGUAAUGCAUGGGUGGAAUGAGAUGGUUUAUGAUCAGAAGAAUUGGAUCGGGUUGAACACUGGAAGCUUUUUGUUGAGAAAUUGUCAGUGGUCUUUGGAUAUUCUUGAUGCUUGGGCUCCAAUGGGACCAAAAGGGGAGGUUAGAGAUGAGGCUGGGAAAGUGCUUACACGUGAGCUCAAGGACAGGCCAGUUUUUGAAGCUGAUGAUCAAUCUGCUAUGGUAUAUUUGUUGGCAAAAGAGAGGGAUAAAUGGGGUGAUAAGGUUUAUCUUGAGAAUGGUUAUUACUUGCAUGGUUAUUGGGGUAUUUUGGUUGAUAAGUAUGAGGAGAUGAUUGAGAAUUACCAUCCUGGAUUUGGUGACCAUAGGUGGCCGUUGGUGACACAUUUUGUGGGUUGCAAGCCAUGUGGAAAGUUUGGCGAUUACCCGGUUGAGAGAUGCUUGAAGCAGAUGGACAGAGCUUUCAAUUUUGGGGAUAAUCAGAUACUACAGAUUUAUGGCUUCACACACAAGUCCUUGGCUAGUAGGAGAGUAAAUAGAAUAAGGAAUGAGACUAGCAAUCCUCUUGAGGUCAAAGAUGAACUUGGCUUGCUUCAUCCGGUAUUUAAAGCAGUGGAGGUAUCAUCAUCUAGCUGA
This is a messenger RNA of Abrus precatorius (Indian licorice), 1398 nucleotides long. Its product is annotated as xyloglucan 6-xylosyltransferase 2-like. The record is from RefSeq and is a predicted model, not a curated record. Bases 1 to 1398 code for a protein of 465 amino acids. The transcript has a single exon. Gene Ontology annotation, molecular function: UDP-xylosyltransferase activity; hexosyltransferase activity; xyloglucan 6-xylosyltransferase activity. Gene Ontology annotation, cellular component: trans-Golgi network; membrane; endosome. Gene Ontology annotation, biological process: xyloglucan biosynthetic process. NCBI's taxonomy places the organism in Eukaryota, Viridiplantae, Streptophyta, Magnoliopsida, Fabales, Fabaceae.